Arachis stenosperma is the source of this 4693-nucleotide messenger RNA. Its product is annotated as phospholipase A I-like. The coding region runs from base 421 to 4401 and encodes 1326 amino acids. Gene Ontology annotation, molecular function: glycerophospholipase activity; protein binding. The transcript is spliced from 18 exons. Gene Ontology annotation, cellular component: membrane. Gene Ontology annotation, biological process: fatty acid metabolic process. The record is from RefSeq and is a predicted model, not a curated record. NCBI's taxonomy places the organism in Eukaryota, Viridiplantae, Streptophyta, Magnoliopsida, Fabales, Fabaceae.
AAAGUUUGGUACCGAAGUUUUCGCGUUUUGCAGAAGAGACGACCAUGGCUUCCCUUCCUUCGAGUGUAGUUAAUCGAAUUCAAAUUCAAAUGCGCUGCCUAAUGUUUAAUAUUUUGCUAGCUUGUAUUCCAAGUUUUUAUAAUUUAGAAAAAGAAACAAUUAAAUGCUGAAACAUCGUUGAAACUUAAAAGACUUAAAAAGUAGGAUUGGUCAGUGAUUUUCUGCCGAACAUUGCCGCUUCAAAAUUCAUUCUGAGAUUAUCGUUUCGUUGAAUCAUCAAUAACCAAUUUCGGCAUUUGGAAUUCAGCAAUAAUCGGAUUCGAAUUCUGUGUAAGAACCAGCAACGCAAUUUCGGUUUCCUUCACCGAUUCGCGAUGGCAUAACUGAAUCCCCGAAUCGGCGGUUGCGAUCCUCAGAAAAAUGUCUUGGGGAUUGGGAUGGAAGAGGCCGUCGGAGAUUUUCCGCCUCACUCUCAACUAUGGCAACGACGAUCUGACGGAAAAUCUCGGCCGCGACUCGAGCACGUACCAUUCGGCCUCGUCUUCGACCUCUUCGUCAUUCUCCUCUUCCCCUACCGCCUUGAAGGAUCAGGAGCUAGGGUUCCGCAUUGAAUUAGAUUGGUCGGCAACGGAGGAUGAGGAGCAGGCUGCGCUGAAGCUUCAGUCGCAGCUCAUGGUGGCUCUGCCGAUGACGCAGGACACCGUGGUGGUGGAACUGAGGCCUCGGGAUCCGGAAGAUGAUGCAUAUAAUACGGUGAAUUUGGAUAUGAAGGUUGUGAAGAAGAGAGAUCCUCUCAGGGCGGUCACGAUGAUCAAGGCUGUUGGCUCCGGCCAGCAGAGCGAUGGCACCGGUGUUUUGAUUCGAUUGUUUCGCUCUGAUUUGUCGUCUCCUGCAGCGUCCCCGCUUCCACCGCGAGUUGCUGAUUACGGCGACCAUUGGAAGAGUUUUUCGGUGCUUACAAUUUCCGGCUGUGGCUUGUCAAUAUUUCCAGUAGAGCUUACUCGGUUACCAAAUUUGGAGAAACUUUAUCUUGAUAACAACAAGCUAACUGUCUUGCCACCUGAGCUUGGGGAGCUUAGACGCUUAAAAGUGCUAUCCGCUGACAACAACAUGCUUGUCUCGGUGCCUGUGGAACUGAGACAGUGUGUGCAGUUGGUUGAAUUGUCACUGGAAUACAACAAGCUUGUUCGGCCUCUUCUUGAUUUCAGGGCUAUGGCCGAGUUACGGGUUCUAAGGCUAUUUGGAAAUCCUCUUGAGUUUCUUCCAGAAAUUUUGCCACUCAGAAAACUUAGGCACCUUACUCUUGCAAACAUUAGGGUUGUAGCAGAUGAAAAAUUGAGAUCAGUGAAUGUGGAAAUAGAGAUGGAAAACAGUUCUUAUUUUGUAGCAUCCAGGCAUAAGCUCAGUGCCGCAUUCUCUCUUAUAUUCCGUUUUUCUUCAUGUCAUCACCCUUUACUGGCAUCAGCACUAGGAAAGAUAAUGCAAGAUGAAGGAAAUAGAGUUUUUGUUGGUAAAGAUGAGAAUGCAGUGCGGCAGCUUAUAAGUAUGAUAACUAGUGACAACUGUCAUGUGGUUGGACAAGCAUGCUCUGCUCUUUCAGCCCUUGCCUCUGAUGAUUCUGUUGCAUUGCAGCUGAUGAGAGCGGACAUCAUGAGACCAAUUGGAACAGUUCUGAAAUCUGCUUGCCGGGAAGACUUGAUAUCUGUAUUGCAAGUUGUGGUCAAGUUGGCUUUCACAUCUAAUACUGUGGCUGAGAAGAUGUUGACCAAAGAUGUUUUGAAAUCUUUGAAAAUUUUAUGCGCCCAUAAAGAUCCAGAGGUACAAAAGCUAGCUCUUUUAGCUGUUGGGAAUUUGGCCUUCAGUCUGGAAAAUCGUCAAAUACUUGUUACUUCUGAAAGUUUACGAGAGCUUCUGUUACGCCUGGCUGUUGUAACUGAACCGCGUGUUUAUAAAGCUGCAGCUCGUGCUUUGGCAAUUCUUGGAGAGAAUGAAAAUCUAAGGCGUGCUAUAAGAGGGAGAAAAGUGGCAAAGCAAGGCCUUCGCAUACUCUCAAUGGAUGGAGGUGGAAUGAAAGGUCUAGCAACUGUAAAAAUGUUAAAGGAAAUUGAGAAGGGUACCGGAAAACGAAUACAUGAGUUGUUUGAUUUAAUAUGUGGCACAUCCACAGGUGGUAUGCUCGCUGUUGCCCUUGGGAUUAAGUUAAUGACUUUGGAAGAAUGUGAAGAUAUAUACAAAAAUCUAGGGAAGCUUGUUUUUGCUGAGCCUUCUCCCAAGGAGAAUGAAUCAGCAACUUGGAGGGAAAAGUUAGAUCAACUCUAUAAGAGUUCAUCACAGAGUUUUAGAGUUGUUGUUCAUGGAUCAAAACACGGUGCAGAUCUGUAUGAGAGCUUAUUGAAGGAAAUGUGCGCUGAUGAGGAUGGUGAUCUAUUGAUAGAUUCUGCUGUGAAAAAUGUGCCCAAAGUUUUUGUUGUGUCAACCUUGGUGAGCAUGAUGCCUGCACAGCCCUUCAUAUUUCGCAACUAUCAGUACCCUACUGGUACACCGGAGGUGACUCUUGCAACGUCAGAAAGCUCUGGGGUCGUAUUAGUGUCACCUACAGAUGCACAAGUUGGCUAUACUUAUAAGCGCAGUGCAUUCAUUGGAAGUUGUAAGCAUCAAAUAUGGAAGGCUAUCAGAGCUUCAUCAGCUGCUCCUUAUUAUCUUGAUGAUUUCUCAGAUGAUGUAAACCGCUGGCAAGAUGGGGCAAUAGUAGCAAACAAUCCAACAAUUUUUGCCAUAAGAGAAGCACAACUUCUGUGGCCCGACACAAAAAUUGACUGUCUGGUUUCUGUAGGGUGUGGUGAUGUUCCACCAAGGAUGCGAAAAGGUGGUUGGCGGUAUCUGGACACUGGACAGGUGUUGAUAGAGAGUUCAUGCUCUGUUGACCGGGUGGAGGAAGCUUUAAGUACAUUGCUACCUAUGCUUCCUGAGAUACAGUAUUUUCGUUUCAAUCCAGUUGAUGAACGUUGUGAUAUGGAACUUGAUGCAACAGAUCCAACUAUCUGGCUGAAGUUGGAAUCUUGCGUUGAAGAAUACAUAGAAAAGAAUCAUCAGGCAUUUGGAAAUGCCUGCGAGAGAUUGCUUCUUCCUUCUCAGCAUGACCGGAAGUGGUUAGAAAAUUUGAGAUCCAAAUCAUCCCUGAUAAAUGAGUCUAAUGAGGGUAACAGUAGUCCCACUUUAGGGUGGAGGCGUAAUGUACUACUUGUUGAAGCUUCACACAGUCCAGAUUCCGGAAGUGUGAUUAACCAUGCCCGGGUGCUAGAGUCAUUUUGUGCUCGUAACGGAAUAAGAUUUUCCCUUAUGCGCGGUUUGUCUGAGACUCUAAAGAAAGUGCCAUCGCCAACAAAUCUAUCUCCAUAUGCAUCUCCUGUUUUCCCUUCUAGCCCACGUCGGUAUAGUCCUGAUUCUCAGAGGAUUGGACGGAUUGAUCCGGUCCCCGCUUUAAGUUUAGACAGUCAAUUAGGAAAACCAACUACAUCACCUCCAGUUUCUCCUCGAGGACUUAAACUGCUAUCUUCACCUGUCAGACAAUUGCAUGACAAAUUGCAAAAUACACCACAAGUGGGUGUUGUACAUUUGGCUCUUCAGAGUAACUCAGAUGGCUUGAUAAUGAGCUGGCACAAUGAUGUAUUUGUGGUUGCUGAACCUGGAGAGCUUGCUACGAAGUUUGUAGAAAGUGUUAAACUCAGUUUGUUGUCAACAAUGAGAAAUCACCGCAGAAAGGGAGCAGCUCUCCUGGCCAAUAUAUCCACUGUUUCUGAUCUUGUUGCCUUCAAGUCUUAUUUCCACAUAGGUGGCAUUGUCCACCGCUAUCUAGGCUGUCAAACCAUAGUUGUGGAAGAUGAUCGAGAAAUUAGUUCAUAUAUGUUUCGUAGGACUGUACCGUCUAUGCAACUAUCACCGAACGACGUAAGAUGGAUGAUUGGAGCUUGGAGAGACAGAAUCAUAAUAUGCACAGGGACAUAUGGACCUACUCCUGCUCUUGUUAAGGCCUUUAUGGAUGGCGGUGCCAAAGCUGUUGUAUGUCCUUCAAAUGAACCCCCACUGUCUCAGGUGACCUUUGAUGAUAACGGAGAGUUGAAUGUGAUGGAAAAUGGAAGGUUUGAACUUGGAGAGGAUGAAGCGGAUGAUGAUGUCACACCCGCCAGUCCAGAAAGUGACUGGGAAGAUAGUGACGUGGAGAAAAACGGGACCAAGAUCUCAUCAUUAUUUGACAAUGAUGAAGAGGAACUGUCACAAUUUAUCUGUGAGUUGUAUAAAUCAUUGUUCAGGGAGGGUGCUAGUGUCCUUGUUGCUUUCCAAGAAGCUCUGGCCUCGCAUCGAAGAUUGGGGUAUGCGUGCCAUCUCCCCAGUAUAGAUUAAUUUGUUUAAUUAUUUUUAAUAAAACUAAUUAUAAUGAUAAUAAGAUAUUAGCAUGACAUGAACGGUUAUAAUAAAUACAAACACAGAGGAUAUAUACAUCAACACAUGUACAGAGGAUGCGAAGCAUCUGUGAAGUUGGAGAUAUGCUCCUGUAGAAUUACAUUCUACAUUCAAUUUUGACGCUGGUUAAGAUGUUCUUAGAUGCAAUUGUUCAAAUACUCCUGGUAAAGCUUUGCUAGCCAGAUCGUCUGUAAUUAAAGUACUCUUAUAAAUACUGGCUAAACUUUUUACA